CCUGAUGUUGAACAACGUCCCUGGGAUGUUUCGACAUGCUCAAAUUUCCUUGUUCACUUCAUUCCAGAGGGGAACAAAUGCUAAUGACAAGAAUAUACGUAUUCCAGUCUCACGUACCACACGAUUCAUCAUCUUCACCAUCGGAGUGCUUUCAGAGCUCGCUACCUGGAUGUGCAUAGUCAUCUCAGGGACAAAUUUCAUCCUCACUGCGAAUACCGUCGAUCUCGUCAUUCGAUCAACGGUUGCUAUCAUGUUUGUUCAGAACGUCGAUGAAGUUGUGUUUGAUGCGUGCUGUCCGAGCGAAAUGUCAUCGAAUAUCGCAUCGACAAGAUACAGGAUUGUCUGGAUGACGUUGAUCCCCUGUAUCCCAAGCCAGAAAUCUGAGAGUGUGGAGUAUUUUUACGGACUUUUCUUUCAUUUGCCCUUCGUGAUUCUGACAUCAACAACCCUCGUGUUGGUUGUUCGCAACGUGCCACCUGCUUGUGUCCAUUUGCUGCCUUAGCAAAGCCAAGGCUGCCAAAAGGAUCAACAAACCUCAUCAAAGUUCACCCGACCGUGCAGACGACAUAAGGACUGCAGUUCUGUCUGAUGUGAAUAUUUCUUCCUUAUGGCUUCAAGAAUAUUGAUAGUUGUACCGUACAUUAUCUUGCUUUUUUCCAAGUUUUGCUAUUUUUAAAGUCGAAUGGAUCGCAA
Molecule: messenger RNA, 693 nt
Organism: Guillardia theta CCMP2712
Lineage: Eukaryota; Cryptophyceae; Pyrenomonadales; Geminigeraceae
Exons: 7
Coding region: 170-502 (110 amino acids)
Source: RefSeq, a predicted model, not a curated record